GGACUUCGUUGUCUUUUCCGACGGCGGCCUGGGGGUGCCCAUGUGCUGCGAUGAUGCUGGCGUGUACUGCGACUGCUUCAGCUACAUCCCAGCGGCGUCACUCCCUGCCGCGCUGAGGAACGACGAAGACGGCAUCCAGGAGAAGUGGGACUUUGCCAAGCGCAAUCGGGCAAAACCCUCCGCUGAGAGGGGCUCCAUCACUGUGGCGACUGUGAUCAAGAACGAUACUCAGGACAUCCGCGUCUAUCGGAAGUGGCUCGCAAUGAAUGAAACUGAAUAUUCCAACGCGUUCGGGAAGAGGCCUUUGGUGAAGGAUACUUCGAAGCUGCCCGAGCUCAACGUGCCGUGCGAGGCGGACCCGAGAGUGAAGGAGACGGUGUUCCUCUUCGCCUGGGAGCCGAACAGCCCUCUGCGCACGGUGGAGACAAGCAGCACCGUGGGCUCCGCGAUGGAGGCGGUCAUGCUGGACCCUGCAUGCUGCUACUACAACGGGCAGGGGAAGGACUUCUACAAGUGGUCGGUGGACACAGACAAGAGGCUCGCGGGCGACGAGCUUGGACACGCGAUGAACUCGAAGUGCUCCACCAUUGUCGAGAUGGGCGCGCAGCUGGGCGCCCCAGAGCUGAGCGAUUAUUCCGCCGCCUACCGCGGUAGUCACACUGCCGCCGCGUCUAGCGGCAGCGGUGGCUUUUUGCCCAGCCCGACGACACUGGCGGCCACCAGCCCUUUUGGAAGCACUCCUCCACUCCAGGUCUCCUUCUCAGAGGAGGGGUCGACGCUGGGCGACAAGUCGCGCGCGGUUCUACCGCGCGGAGGUCGGAUCAGAGGAAAGAGCAGUGUCGUCGGGGGGCGGUCUGCCGCUGACCUCGAAAAGUGCGUGAAGGAACAGUCAGUGGUCGGAGAUGACCUGGGGGGGUCCGCGAGCCAGGUUGGCGGCGACGCCGAUCAAGGUGACCGGGCAGACGUGUACAUCAAGAAGCUGAACCUCGAGGUUGCUCUGAGAAAGGGGAAGGAUGGGGUUGUGUUCCAUCACGCAGGCCUUCGCGUCAAGAGUUGGAGCGCCAAGCCCGAUGCGAAGGAGAUGGCGGAGAAGCUUCAUGCGCAUAUGAAGGACUACGUGCUUGCAGCAUCACUCAAGCCGUUUCCAAUAGAACGCCUUCCACCCGACCAGCUGCAGAAAGCAUACGACAGGGUGAAAUCAUUCAUGAAGAUCCCGACCGCCGUCCAACUAGACAUCUGGGAUUAUGAUGCGACGUCCAGGUGCACGAAGGUCACAUUCCCAGUGGACGUGCCGAAGUUCUUGGCGCACUGCUGGCCAUGGCCGAUUCGUUGCAAGAUCGACGGCGACAUGAUCGACCCCAGGACCGCUGAGUUCGACCCGCUCGAGCCACGCCCCAUGCUCGUCGGCGGGGAGUUCCCCUUCAAGCUUGAGAAGUUCAGGGCGCACUUCAUCAGGAGCGUCCUGGGUGAGUUCAUGGGCAAGGGCAGCAACGGCAAGGACUCCGUGCGCGCCACGUGCAUGCACAUGCACGACUUGGCUGAGUCGACAAUGGAGCAAUGCGACGACCUGGGUGACACGUCUGCCUUCCUUUGCGAGAUCACGACGGUUGCCAGCGCAAUCGACGCCCUCUUCGACAUGAAGAAGCUCCUCGACGGCGACGCUGGCGAGAAUGCGAUGAACGACCUCAAGGAGAUCAGCGACACAGAGCACAAGUCCAGCGCGAUCAAAUCGGUGGCCCUCGUGGAAGCAAACGUAGACUUCUACCGUGACCUUCUCGCCACCGCCAUGACCAACGCUGCGAAGAUCAACGAUGCUCGGCCCAAUUACGUGGACAUCAACGCCGACAUUGGCGCGAAUAUGCAGCUUAGCCCCAACGAGCUUGCAUCCGGUGUCGAGGAGAUCCUCAAGAUGCUCCCAGCGGUCAUCUUCGCUGUCCCAGGUCAGUGCGUCAAACGGCUGUGCGACAAGACCAUGAGCAUCAUCUGCCAAGUUGUCGGUAUAGCCAAGGCCGAGGGCGAGAGCGAACGCGGGCAGGAACUAGUUCAGGGGGCGCUGUCAGUAUUGAAACUUGGUGUCUCGUGCUUCCCUAUGGAAACAUGCAUCCCGAAGUGGAAGACAGAGCUCGUCGAGCUGAUGGCCAAGAUGCAGUCCAACGGCAGCGACGCCAUCGCCAAGCUCGAUAAGAUCGAGAUGCUCGUAGGCGUCAUUUCAUUGACUGGGCUGCCUGAUGAGAUGCAGAAUGAGAUACUGAGCUCAUUGAGGUUCAUGUGUGACGGUGCCUUAGCGUCCUACCCAGCUCCAGAGGUCGAUCGCAUCGGGCGCGUGAUCGACGAUGUGGUGCAGAGCCUGGGCAUGGACAACGAAACCGAUGAGCAGAAGAUAGCCCGCGCCAUGGUGGCUGGGCGCUCCGCCCAUCAGCUGACGCAGACCAUCAACGCGAUGCUCAACGCUGAAGGGCAAGAGCGGCAAGAGGUCGACACUACGUCAACGGCCACGCUGCAAUUCCUGACCGAGCAGCUCACGAACCACUCCAAGGAGAUCGAGACCGCGAAGAAUACAGAAUCCUUCCUGGCCGCCUUGACGGCGACUCGGCACCAGGCCAUCGAGUGCUUGCGAAGCGUGGGUGGUGCCAAGCUGGAGGAGGCGAAGAGUGCUGCCGCGGAGGUCAUCGAGAGUCUUCGCCCCUUGCAGGGCGGCCUCGAAGGUGCCGGGCAUUGGAUGGAAGGCCUGGCGGACAACAAACGCAACAAGUGGGCGGACUUCUACGAGUACGCGCAGAAGACGAUCAUGCAGGACAGAUGGACUGCUGGCCUCAAGAAGGGGAUCGACGGCGCCACCACGGCGCUUGCUCGCGUCGCGGAGUUGGAGAAGGCUUCACGCCUCGACUGCGGGGGCGAGUUCAAGGAUGACUGCAAGCUGGUCAUCAUCAAGUGCACGGAG
Prorocentrum cordatum is the source of this 2941-nucleotide messenger RNA. NCBI's taxonomy places the organism in Eukaryota, Dinophyceae, Prorocentrales, Prorocentraceae. The record is from the annotation of a GenBank genome assembly.